Molecule: messenger RNA, 2069 nt
Organism: Toxoplasma gondii ME49
Lineage: Eukaryota; Apicomplexa; Conoidasida; Eucoccidiorida; Sarcocystidae
Exons: 6
Coding region: 1-1254 (417 amino acids)
Source: RefSeq, a predicted model, not a curated record
AUGACGGACGCAAAAGGCUCACAUAAGAAAGCUGCUCCUGGACGUAAUGCCGCGGUCUUGUCUCUCUCGGCUAAGUCUGCCAGGCUGCGGGGCUCCUCUGUCUCCUCCAGCCAUUCAGAGAAGGGAGAGCAGGAAGCAGCAAACCACGGUGUGGAUCGACAAGAUGUAGAGGACGAAGUCGAAAUCUCAACGUCUGCAUCGGCAUUGGAAGAGAGCGACGGGGUAGAUAGACACUCAUCUCCCUCUCGGUCUAAUGCCGGAACACUGAGACUGCCUUCUAGAGAUGCCAGGGAUCGACUCUUCAGCGCAUUCCUCGAGGAAGACGAAGAGGAAGAUGCUGAGGUUAUUAUUGAACGCAAUGGACGCAUUCGAGUGCAUCCUCGUGGUCACCGCGACAGCUGGGACUACACACGACACCGCAGUCGCUACCCACUGCCCUCUUACUUGGUUCCUGACGAGGAGCAGUUUCGCGACGAACGGGAAGGCCUAGCCGAGCUGGAGCUUCUGAGGGAGAUACGGCGUGAGAGGCUCGACAGAGAUAUCCACAGACACAGAACAGAGGCCGAGAAUCUGAUCGAGGACGCAGUCCACCGCAUUCUUCUUGAAGAAGAGGCGAGACAUCCUCUCCAUUUGCACCGCAGUAACAGGCCAUUCGCCGGUCUGCAACUGACGGAAGAAACAGAGGGCGACGCCUACGCAAGCGCGGCAGGAUCUUCCGUCAUGUCCUCGCCUGUCGGGAUGGUGAUCGGCUUCAUUCUGGGAUUCGUGGGCAUCCUGCUGAUCUCGUCUCUCCUCUGCGUCAUCCGCGCUGUCUACGUCAAAAAGCAGAAAGAAGCCAUGAAGAAGCUUCUUCGAGAAAAACUCGGCCCAGAGGCGGGAUUCGACACCGACGAUUCCCCCGCUGGAGCUGAGUCUAGUGAUACGCUGGCGGCAGAACCCGUCCCAGGCGCCGAGGACGGCUGGGUCGAUGUUCGGGUGGAUCAGCAGUCUGCUCCUGCGGAAGAGGCAAUGAUGGACGUCGCCCGCAUAGACACGCUGCAGCGGUCGGCCACAAAGGUGGUGGAAGAAGCCCCGGAGCGCGCGCCAGAAGAGCAGCAGCCAGCCAAGAAGACAAUCAAGAAAAAGAAGAGUUUCACGAAGGAAGAACGCGCGACGGAGCCCACAGUGACGGAGACGCAAGAGGAUAAGCCUAAAAAAAACAAGAAGAAGAAAGAUGAUUUUAAGAGGGCAUUUUCUGCUAAGCAUCGCGGGUGAAGUGCCGGUCAGGGUAGGAGAGGAUCGCUUCGUGAGCACAAAUAGUACCUCGAUCUUCAAGCGGACGGCAAGCAGUGUUGUGCUGUCUUUGAGGUGGUUCUGAAAUGGACACCGAAGUCAGUUUUCUUGUGCGCAGACACGUCGAACAGGGCUCUUCAUCUACAUUUUCAUGUAUAUAUGUAUUUUCAUGUUUACAUGUAGACGUAGAUACCUGUGUCUGCAUGCAUGUAUUCACACGUACACGUACUGGCAUCCGUUGUACGUGUGUAACAAUAAUGCGUCAGGCCGUCCUGCAGCUGCGCGUUCAGAGUCCCUGGGAUUAAUUUUCGUAGUUUGUCGGUGUUUAAUUCAAGAAGGGUUUCCCACUCGCCUCGGUCGCGCUGUCCCAUAGGCUCGUGGACAAUCCUUCAUUCAACAACCGUGCAGUGUCUCUUGGUUGUUAUUUUUAUGUUGCUAGCGGCUCCUCGCACUCCGUGGGUGGCUUCCGUGCUGCACAGCGGACUCGUACGCCUGUGCCUCAGAUCAUGGAAAUUUGUGCGUAAGAUUCCGUCACUGAAAAUGAAAUUCAAGGCGAUCAUGUGCGCGUUGUCUUCCGCAAUUCCACAGCAGACGUGUUCUGUUCUGGACCACUUGCUGCUGUCAAAUGCCAAAGCGAAGGGCGUGUCAGGGUUGCUUUUUCUCGUCCUUGUCCCCAGUAUUUAUGCUCCAUAACAGGACAAGCAUAAAGAGGAACUGGUAUCAGACCUGCGUGUAGUGUCGUGUACUAGAUACAAGCCAACGUGGCCGUCGGUUGAAGGCAACCAAUGUCAGGCGAU